This is a messenger RNA of Oncorhynchus mykiss (rainbow trout), 1646 nucleotides long. The record is from RefSeq and is a predicted model, not a curated record. Lineage: Eukaryota; Metazoa; Chordata; Actinopteri; Salmoniformes; Salmonidae.
UUUUAGAAGUUUCCCAACUGUUUGGGUUACAGAUAAACAGAUCCAGACUUUGACCUCUGUCUGUUUAAAACCAGCCUGACUACUGAGCAUCACACACAUUCUGACACACAGACUUCUGAUCGUUUGCCUGCCUUUCAGAACCUCUGGACUGAACCAUGAGUUCUUGCGUGACCCUGUCGUCAGGGCAUAAGAUUCCCCUGGUGGGGCUGGGAACAUGGAAGAGUGCCCCUGGACAGGUGAAGCAGGCGGUGCUGACGGCUCUAGACUGUGGCUACAGACACAUUGAUUGUGCUGCUGCGUACAGUAAUGAGCAGGAGGUCGGGGAGGCACUGGCUCUGAGGCUGGGACCAGGAAAGGCCCUGCGUCGUGAGGCUGUAUUUCUGACCUCUAAGCUGUGGAACACCCAGCAUCACCCUGACGAUGUAGAGACAGCCUGUAGGAAGAGUCUAAUACACCUGGGACUGAACUACCUGGACCUCUACCUCAUGCAUUGGCCCAUGGCCUUCCAGCGUGGGACAGAGCUGAUGCCUAAGCGGGCCGAUGGGAGUGUGUGUUACGAUGACAUACACUACCAGGAAACCUGGGUUGCCAUGGAGAGCCUAGUUGAUAAGGGGCUGGUCCGAGCCAUCGGUCUGUCCAACUUCAACGCCAGACAGACAGACGAUAUCAUCAGCAUCGCCAAACACAAGCCUGUAGUCAACCAGGUGGAGUGUCACCCAUACCUGUCCCAGGCUGAGUUGCUGAGUCACUGCAGGUCGGUAGGUGUAUGUGUGACGGCCUACAGCCCCCUGGGUAGCGGUGACAGGCCCUGGGCCUCGCCUGAUGAACCCUGCCUGCUGCAGGAUCCUGGACUGGGGGCUAUCGCCCUCCGCCACAGCAUGACCCCUGCUCAGGUCAUACUCAGGUGGCAGGUACAGAGAGGGGUAGUCUGCAUCCCCAAAAGUGUCACCCCCUCCAGGAUCCAGCAGAACAUACAGGUGUUUGACUUCUCUCUGUCGGAUGAAGACAUGAAGCAGAUGGAGUCAUUCAGCAGAAACGAGAGGUACAUCGUCCCAUCUGUGAAGAGGGACGGAAAGAGAGUGUGGAGGGACGCAGAGCACCCCCAUUUCCCCUUCAAUGAGCCGUACUGACCCCACAUCUAGACACAGAUCAACUGACCCUACGACGAGACAGAUCUACUGACCCCACAUCUAGAGACAGAUCUAUUGGCCCCACAUCUAGAGACAGAUCUACUGUUCCCACAUCUAGAGACAGAUCUACCGACCCCACAUCUAGAGACAGAUCUACUGACCCCACAUCUAGAGACAGAUCUACUGACCCCACAUCUAGAGACAGAUCUACUGACCCCACAUCUAGAGACAGAUCUACUGACCACACAUCUAGAGACAGAUCUACCGACCCCACAUCUAGAGACAGAUCUACCGACCCCACAUCUAGAGACAGAUCUACCGACCCCACAUCUAGAGACAGAUCUACCGACCCCACAUCUAGGGACAGGUCUACCGACCCCACAUCUAGAGACAGGUCUACCGACCCCACAUCUAGACACAGAUCUACCGACCCCACAUCUAGAGACAGAUCUACCGACCCCACAUCUAGAGACAGAUCUACCGACCUCACAUCUAGAGACAGAUCUACCGACAGAA